AUGGGUAGUCCAUCAGCAAAGACUUACUUGGGAUGGUGGGGUAGCAUCGGUGGUCCCAAGCAAAAGGGUGUCACCUCUUACGCCGUUUCUCCAUACGCUCAAAAACCCUUGAAUGGAAUCUACUACAACGCUGUUUUCAACACUUUCAGAAGAGUCAAGGCGCAGGUUUUGUAUUUGGCAAUUCCAGCUGGUUUGUACUGGAUGUGGUGGGUCAACUGCAGGGACUACAACGAGUAUCUGUACACCAAGGCUGGUAAGAAAGAGCUCGACAGAGUCAACGUUUAG
Molecule: messenger RNA, 285 nt
Organism: Lachancea nothofagi CBS 11611
Lineage: Eukaryota; Fungi; Ascomycota; Saccharomycetes; Saccharomycetales; Saccharomycetaceae
Source: the annotation of a GenBank genome assembly